AUGUCGGGCAUAAAGAAAAGUCGCCGUUUGAGAGGUAAAGUCUCCCAUGGUUAUGGUAGAACAAACAAGCACAGAAAACAUUCUGGUGGGCGUGGUAAUUGUGGUGGCUUGAAGUUUAUGAAGACCUGGUUUCAGAGAUAUCAUCCAGACUACUUCGGCAAGCGCGGUGAGAAUAUUUAUCACAUGAAGAAAAAUGCAACAUGGUCGCGAUUUAUCAGUGCAGCCAAGCUUUGGAAUCUUAUUCCUGAAGACCAGAGGACUGAAAUUCUCAAGAGCGAACGAGUACCUGUCAUUGAUGCAAGAGAGUUUGGCUACCAUGUUAUUGUCGGUGGCGAGCUUCCCUUGAACAGGCCGGUCAUUGUCAAGGCUAGAUACUUUACACCAAAUGCAGAAGAGGCUAUUGUCAAAGUUGGGGGAAAAGCUAUUAUUUCUGAUUAA
Molecule: messenger RNA, 438 nt
Organism: Vittaforma corneae ATCC 50505
Lineage: Eukaryota; Fungi; Microsporidia; Nosematidae
Exons: 1
Coding region: 1-438 (145 amino acids)
Cellular component (GO): cytosolic large ribosomal subunit
Molecular function (GO): structural constituent of ribosome
Source: RefSeq, a predicted model, not a curated record